AUGUAUAAUAACAGUAAUUAUUUAUCUCAAAACAUUCAGUACGAAAACAUGCCACAGUUUUACGCUAAUUAUAAUUACAGUAAUUUAUAUGAACAGCCACAAGUAAAUAGAUACAACGAUUCAUCAGGAUUUAAUAAAACAUUUGAAUACAACCAAUCAGAUGUUACGAGUAAUCAAUUAGUUAUUGAUGUUUAUCAGCGAGAAAAAGAUACUGAGUUGAUAAAUAAUUUUAUUGAUGAGAAUUCAAAUUUGAAAGCUGACAAAAAGUUUAAUCAUAAAGAAAAAAAUAAAAAACUUGGAAUUACCCAAAUAAAAUCAUUACUGUCGUCAAUAAAUAAAUUGAAUGUUAAUUUGAAAGAAGAAAUUUCAAGUUUAGAAGAAGAAAAAUUCAAAUUAGACACUGAGGAAUUAAAUGAAAAAUUACAGAAAUGUAUGAGAAUAAAAAUGGAAGUAGAAAAGUUGUCUUUGAUGAUACGUGAAGAUGAUGUAAUUUUGAAAUUUAAAAAACUUAUUGAUCAGCGCAAGAAAAAAAGGAUGAGAGAAAAAAAGUUGAGGGCUAAAUGGAAAGCUAGUAAAUUAUUGGAUGCUGAGAGAAGAGAUCGCUUACAUGCUGCGGCAGAUGCUUGGAUUAGAGAUAAACAGGAUGUCAUUGAGCGGGAAAAACAAGAAGAAAAUUUACGCAAAGAUGCAGAUAUGAUUUUAUCAGACAUUCGUAAUAAACGUAGUGAUGCAAGGAAAUAUUUAUCUGUACUUAAUGAACUUAAAAACUUACGUAAAGUUAAAUCAGCUAAUGCUCGUGCACGAGGUGAAAAAUUGUCUGUUGCUGCUGACCAAGCUUUUGAAAAUAUCAUUGUUCAAUUAAUUGAACAGUGGUCAAAACUUGAUCGUGAAUAUUCAAUUGAAGAACAUGGAUUAAAAUUAAUGCUACAAACAGACAAUGAAAAAGUGAUAACACGACAGAAAAAAAAUAAUUUUGAUGAUUGGGAAGUAGCUAUUUUUGGACGUAAACUUUCACCAGUUAAUAACGGAGUUAAAAAUGACUUCAAUAAAUUUGUAAUGAUUAGAUUUAUGUGGGAUAGAUAUAUAAAUUACCAUGGGGAAGGAAGACGUAUCCCAAUAGGUUGGGUAAUGCCAGAAUUCCCAUCGUCCGCUGCAUGGCAAAAAUGCCUCAAAAAAAUAUAAUCACUAAUGAUAAAGCUUACAUAAUUAUUUUUCAAGCUAAUUAUUUAACUAUUAAUUCUUGUAAUAUUUGGUAAUGAUUUUUAUUAAAAGAAAAAAAAAUAUAUAAAUAUUUA
Messenger RNA from Microplitis demolitor, 1295 nucleotides. RefSeq names its product programmed cell death protein 7. The transcript has 3 exons. The record is from RefSeq and is a predicted model, not a curated record. Bases 1 to 1182 code for a protein of 393 amino acids. Lineage: Eukaryota; Metazoa; Arthropoda; Insecta; Hymenoptera; Braconidae.